AUGAGCGAAGUUCAAGAUCAGAGCGUGGGGUCACAAACCCGGUUGACCAAUCAUGCCGAAAAAGAGCUCGACAUCAUCAUUCAAAGCCCAGAGCGUGAGAAUGACGGUGACUCGAACUCCAAAGACAAAGACCAAGAGCCAAUCAAUCGGGAUGCUCAGGAGGGUGUUCAAUACAUGGAGGCGGUGGCCUCUGUAUGGACCAAAACCUCGCUAAUCACGGCCUAUGGAACCGCUAUCGGAACUUUGACGCCUUUUGUGACAUCUACUUUCGGCAAACAUUCACUUACGCCUACCGUUACGGUCCUCGCCAGCAUCAUCCUCGACAUUUGGGGACGGCACACCGGCAUCGUGAUCUCCAUAGUGCUAACUGAGAUGGGCUUUAUCAUGAUGGCUGCUUGUCGCUCCAUUGACCAGUAUGCCGCUGCUGAAAUCUUUUGGCAGGUCGGCCACUCCUGUUUGCUGUAUACUGUUCAAAUAAUCAUCGCCGAUGCACCUUCGUUAAAGAGCCGUGGCCUUAUGGUCGCUUAUGCUGGCUCACCGAGUCUUAUUACUACUUGGGCAGCUGGUCCAAUCUCACAGGCUUUUCUCCAUGGACCGGGCUGGCCUUGGGCCUUUGGGACAUUUGCGAUUUUGACACCCAUCGUCGUUCUCCCACUCAUUGUCCUUUUUCAACGAACACCUUUCCAAUACAUUCUACACUACCUCCGCGAAUUUGACGCCGUUGGUCUUCUCCUUUUAACUGCGGGAUUGGCAAUGUUCCUUCUACCAUUCAGCAUUCAUACUUACCAACGGGACGGAUGGCGAUCUCCUCUCAUCAUCUGUCUACUUGUUUUUGGGUUUGCUCUAGUCUUUGUGUUUGUGGCAUGGGAAAGUCGGCCUUAUGUCAAUCUCUUCCUCGGACUUCCUUUGACUAUUCUUGCCCUGGGUCUGACGUACUAUUUCUCCGCUCCUGGUUGGCAUUGCGGUUACUUCAUCUUUACACAAAUCAUGCUGUCGAUUGGCCACGCAUUUAUCAUACUCUGCGACGAAGUCGCUGCCAUGUCUGCGGUGUCACACCAAUAUGUCGCUGUCGUCCUAGCUAUGGAGGGAUUGUCUUCGAGCAUCGGUGGCGCUAUUAGUUCUACUCUAUCUGCCGCUAUCUGGACGUCUGUUUUCCCCAAAGCGCUUGCCAAACACCUUCCUGCGAAAGAUCUACCCGAUCUCGAGAAGAUAUAUGGUAGUUUGACUACGUAGCUGAGCUUUCCGAUCGGAUCAGACACGCGUAUCGCUAUCCAGGCCGAAAAAGUUGCUGAUUCCGGCGAUCGCUGUUUGGAUCAUUGGCAUAGUUGCAGUUGUUGCCUGACGGGACGUUAAUUUAAAGAAUAUCAAGCAAGUCAAGGGAAAUGUUAUUUGAUCCCAAAAAGCUCUUUGAUUUUAGGACUAGGGUUUGUUGAAUGUUCACUCAUUGUGCAGUCGUCAUAGACUAUUAUGGUUGAGCAUAUGUUGAGGAAUAGAUGAAUCAUUACUCUUAGUUAGUGUAGUACUAGUUCAAGGGUAUGAUUUAAUACAUGAUGUAACGAUUUCACGACUGAUGACACUUGUUGUUAGCUAGUAGGUUCGAGCAUUAUAUAAAGCAU
Mollisia scopiformis is the source of this 1616-nucleotide messenger RNA. RefSeq names its product MFS general substrate transporter. The record is from RefSeq and is a predicted model, not a curated record. Gene Ontology annotation, biological process: transmembrane transport. Bases 1 to 1233 code for a protein of 410 amino acids. The transcript is spliced from 5 exons. NCBI's taxonomy places the organism in Eukaryota, Fungi, Ascomycota, Leotiomycetes, Helotiales, Mollisiaceae. Gene Ontology annotation, molecular function: transmembrane transporter activity.